AAGAUGAAAACUGCCUUACGAGCAAUGAAAUUAUACUUGCAUUUAAAGAAUAAACCAUAGUGCAUAAUUUCAGAGCUUCGUGUAGAAUAUAUUCCCUUUUCUCUGGCGUGUUUGGUUUAUAAGCUAACUUCCCAUCCAGAAAUGAAUGGUCAAGCAGACGUCGAAGUUGACUACAAGCGGAAAUACAAAAACCUCAAGCGAAAAUUAAAAUUCCUCGUAUAUGAACAGGAAUGCUUUCAGGAGGAGCUGAGGAGGGCGCAGAGAAAACUUCUCAAAGUUUCCAGAGACAAAAGCUUCCUCCUGGACAGAUUGCUACAGUAUGAGAGGGUAGAUGAAGACUCCUCAGAUUCAGAUGCCACAGUUUCUUCAGAGAAUAGUGAAGGAGAAGGCCCCAGAGAGAGGGAAAGAGAACGAGAUGUAGUAAAGAAGCGACGGAGUAGCCCUGGAGCUUGUCUUCCUUCAUCGUCCUCCCCUCAUCUCUCCCUGCUGUCCCGUUCUGGUGUAAAUCCCUUACAGUCCUCAGGCUCUGGACCCUACCUCAACACUAUGCCCUUCCCACCAGAGUAUUUGGCUCCUCCAGCUGAACGAAUGAAGAAAGUGAGAAAAACAAAGACGCCUAAAAACAAGAAAGAGACUACUGGGAAGGUUGUUGCCCCCAUGUCAGCCAACUACCCAUCAUCCACUGCAGCCCCUACGACAGCCGGCGGCCCUUUCAGCUGGGUCCCCAGACAGAUGCUAAGUGGAGAUGCAGCUGAGGAGGAAGGAGAUAGUGAUGGAGACAGCGACAGAGGAGAUGAGGAUAGAGGGGAGGGAGACGAGGCUGAACUGGUCAUUGAUAUACCGAACGAGUGAGCCUGUGACUGUGGGUUUGAACGUAUUUAUAAGCAGAGGGGUUAAGAGGUUGUACAUCUGUGUGUGUGAGAUUCAAUGGAAAGUGAUUUCAUGUUUUUUUCUAUGUUGUCACCUUUUUUACAUUUUUAAAAUAGAAGACAAGCUCUCCCUUGUGGGCAUUUGCUUAACUGCAGGAUCAGUGUCAAAAACUUGUACCAGAUAGAUGUGAUUUUUCCAAAAAUUAUGAUGUAAAUUGAACCUAUGACAACAUUUUUGUACAAUAAUUUCUGCUCCAUUAAAUCUCUUUUUAGUAUGAGUUAUAUGUAGAAUAUUGCAUCAUCUUUAUUGACUGUUUUGACACCUGCAUCUGCUUAUGUUUUUUUUAACAUUGUCACAAAUCAAAGCUAUUUCAUGUACAAAGAGAUAUAACAUUUUGCACUCAUCGAAGUGUGUGUGUGUGUGUGUGUGUGUGUGUGUGUGUGUGUGUGUGUGUGUGUGUCAGAGAAUGAUGUAAAAGUGUUUUCAUUUCAGAUUACUAAAGAUAAAUGUGAACUCAA
Notolabrus celidotus (New Zealand spotty) is the source of this 1388-nucleotide messenger RNA. RefSeq names its product INO80 complex subunit E (gene ino80e). Lineage: Eukaryota; Metazoa; Chordata; Actinopteri; Labriformes; Labridae. The coding region runs from base 142 to 852 and encodes 236 amino acids. Gene Ontology annotation, biological process: chromatin remodeling. The transcript is spliced from 8 exons. Gene Ontology annotation, cellular component: Ino80 complex; nucleus. The record is from RefSeq and is a predicted model, not a curated record.